This is a messenger RNA of Olea europaea var. sylvestris, 4233 nucleotides long. RefSeq lists its product as uncharacterized. Bases 368 to 3898 code for a protein of 1176 amino acids. Lineage: Eukaryota; Viridiplantae; Streptophyta; Magnoliopsida; Lamiales; Oleaceae. The transcript is spliced from 22 exons. The record is from RefSeq and is a predicted model, not a curated record.
UUUAAGUGCAUUCCAGAAGGAAAGUUGGGCACUGCAAUUUAUUAGUUUUCAUUUUCUUUCGCACGUUAAGUCAAGUGCAUUUAUUUACUGUAAUUAAAAUUAUAUUAUAGUAAUUGCAUUCUCUUCUUUUUCGUUUUUGCGGUUCUUUACUUUUUGGAUAUUAAUGGUAAAUUUUGGGGUACAUUGUAUCAAAAUAUGUUACCUUUUCGCACCAUUGAAUUUCAUUGAUAUGGCGGAAAUUGGGUUUUCUUCUACAUUAGUUACUGUCUAAGCGUUGUUCUUCACCGACGGUAAAAUCUCUUUGGCGUCUGACAAAGACUGGAGUGAAGAAGAAGAGUAAAAAGGGAAGAUAUACUGUUGAUUUGCAAUGUCGAAACAGAGAUUUGGUGCACGGAAUUCGGGAUUACCUUCAGUAUUUCAAUUUCAGAGUGGGCAUAUGCCAUCUGGGGUGGUGCCAGUUUCACGAGCUGUAAAUGUAGGCAAAGUCUUAGACAGCCCAGCAGGAUCUGACAUGGAUAUGGGGUCUGAUUCUGAUGACGAGUUCAGUGGUGCACGACAUUCACUUGAAACAUCUCCGCAAGACAACAAAAUUCCCAAUGGUGGCGCUAUAUACAAAAAUUCAUUGAAUGGGCGUAUGGAUAAUGCUAUCAGUCACAGGAAUCACAUGGAGAGUCCAAGAGGGCGAGGUGGUAGAUUUCCAGUGGGAUGCCCAGAUUCUGUCUAUGACGAACCACCAGACUCCUUAAGAAGCUCAGAAGUGAAUUCUACGCCAACCAGGAAAGCAUACGUGCCAGAUGCUUACAGCUCUCGUGUCAAUUUGCAGCCAAAUGAAGAGGAUUUCUGCAGUCUGCCAUUGCAGAGUAAGAAGUUCUAUGAUGACGGUUUUGCCAGUGCACCCCCACUGACUGCUUCUUUUCGGCACACUAAUCAAGUUGCUGAAAAACCUGUGUCAUCUGGAGAUAAUAUUGCCACCUUUUCGACAUCCGGUGGUUCUGCAACUGGGAUCGAACAUAACGCCUACAAGGGUACGCCUUUGGGUGCAACAGAAGUCAGUACUCCUGAACCAUCAGUAAGGACUGCGGCUGCAUCUUCUCAUUGUUUACCUCCUCAAUAUCCUACAUUUCACGCAAGUGGGCUAGGUUAUUGGUACGGUGUUAUAUCCUAUGAGGCGUGUGUUCGGCUAUGCCUUCACUCUUGGGCGAAGGGCUGCAUGGAAGCUCCCGAGUUUCUGGAAAAUGAAUGUGCACUGCUGAGGGAUGCUUUUGGGUUGAAACACGCAUUGUUACAAUCAGAGGAAGAAAUCUUGAGAAAAGACUCUUCAGAACUUGUCAGCGAAGGAGCUUCUGUAAAAAUGAAGAAAACCAUUGGCAAGAUUAAAGUUCAAGUGCGAAGAGUGAAAAUGGGGCUGGACCCACCUACAGGCUGCACAUUUUCAUCUUUAAAGUCAUCAUCUAUUGUAAAGCUGGAAUCAUUUCAGUGUCGGUUAUCCAACGUAAAAUCAAUCCUCUCUUCUGAGAGGAGAGUGCUGCGAAAAGCACAUGUGACCCCAAGAGUUCCUAUUGAUGGAUCAUUUUUACAGCAAAGUAUGACAUAUGUAGUUGUUGGAACUCGCCGGUAUAUGAAAGAAGUUCCUGAGCUCAUUAAAAUUGGUGUCAAUGCUUGGCGCCACAGUUCUUCAUCAUAUGAAGUUGUGCAAGAAUCAUAUUCCUGUUUAUUGAGGUUAAAAAGUUCGCCCGAGGAGGAUGCAGUGAGAAUGCAGCCAGGAUCUGGUGAAACUCAUGUUUUCUUGCCAGAAGGGCUUGGAGAUGAUCUGAUAAUUGAAGUCCACGAUUCGAAGGGAAAUAAUUUUGGACACGUUGUAGUUCAGGUAGCUGAUAUUGCUGAAGAAUUGGGAGAGAGGCUCCGUUCAUGGCCUAUAUAUCAUGAGCCCGAACAUGAACUGGUUGGGAAAUUACAGCUGAAUUUAAAUUAUUCAACGACUCCCACUGAAAACAGUAACAAGUGUGCAUCUGUCGCGGAGACAAUUGCAUAUGAUUGUGUUCUGGAGGCAGCAAUGAAAGUGCAACAGUUUCAGCAGAGAAACUUGUUGCUACAUGGUUCUUGGAGAUGGUUGAUAACAGAAUUUGCGUCUUACUAUGGAGUUUCAGAUGCAUACACGAAAUUGAGAUAUCUUUCGUACAUUAUGGAUGUUGCCACACCAACUUCAGACUGUCUGGAGUUGGUUUAUGAUUUGCUUCUACCUGUUGUUAUGAAAGGCAAAACUGAACAUAGAUUGAGUCACCAAGAGGGUCGUAUUCUGGGGGAAGUUUCUGAUCAAAUUGAGCAGAUAUUUAGUUUGGUUUUUGAGAAUUACAAGUCACUUGAUGAGUCAUCAUCAUCUGGUAUUGUCGAUGCGUUCAGACCUGCUACAGGACUGGUGGCUCCUGCUCUUACUCCUGCUUUGAAACUGUACAAGCUUCUGCAUGACAUACUUUCUUCUGAGGCACAAUUGAAAUUAUGCAGAUAUUUUCAGAAUGCUGCAAAGAAGAGGUCCAGGAUGCACUUGGAAGAAUCAGAUGACUUGGUCUCCAGCAAUAACGAAAACUUAUUGAUGGAUCCUGUGGCUCUUUCUACUGCUUACAAGAAAAUGAAAUCACUUUGUUUGAACAUUCAAAAUGAGAUUUUGACUGACAUUGAAAUCCAUAAACAACAUCUUCUACCUAGUUUCAUGGACCUUCCCAACCUAUCUUCAUCCAUAUAUAGUACAGAGCUCCAUAGUAGAUUGCGGGCAUUUCUUGUUUCAUGCCCUCCAGCCGGACCAUCACCUCCUGUUGUAGAACUUGUUAUAGCAACUGCUGAUUUUCAAAGGAAUCUUGCUUUGUGGAAUAUCAGUCCGAUCAAAGGCGGAGUUGAUGCAAAGGAGUUGUUCCACUUAUAUAUACGUGUCUGGAUCCAGGAGAAGCGUCUUGCAAUGCUUGAAUCUUGCAAGCUCGAUAAGGUGAAGUGGUCCAGCUACCAUGCAGCAAACUCCACGACUCCUUUCAUUGAUGACAUCUAUGAUCAGCUGAAGGAGACACUCAAAGAAUAUGAUGUCAUUAUCAGUCAUUGGCCGGAAUAUACUUUUGCAUUGGAAAGCGCCAUAGCAGAUGUUGAGAAGGCAGUAGUUGAAAGCUUGGAGAAGCAGUUUGCUGAAGUUUUAUCUCCAUUAAAAGAGAACACAAUGCCCAUGAAAUUAGGUCUGAAAUAUGUUCAGAAAUUUACGAAGGGUAAUUCUACACCUUAUGUCACCCCCAAUGAGUUGGGAAUCCUUCUGAACUCCAUGAAGAGGAUGCUUGAUGUUCUGCGGCCCCCGAUAGAAGAAAAACUGAAAUUGUGGGGCUCCUGCAUCCCUGAAAGUGGGAAUGCGGUCCCAGGAGAGUCUCUCAGUGAAGUAACAGUGAUGAUUAGAACCAAAUUCAGAGCUUAUUUGCAAGCAGUCAUGGAUAAACUUGUGGAAAAUACGAAACUGCAGCGUGCUACAAACUUGAAGAAGUUAAUCCAAGAUGUAAAGGAAAAUGAAUUAGAGUCCAAUUUACGGCAUAGGAUGCAGCCUUUGAAGGAUUUGCUGUCCAAUACUAUUAAUCAACUCCACACUAUACUUGAAACUCAAGUGUUUGUAAUAAUGUGCCGAGGUUUCUGGGAUCGGAUGGGUCAGGACGUGCUAAGGUUUCUGGAGGAUAGAAAGGAAAACAGAUCCUGGUAUAAAGCGUCGCGAGUGGCAGUAACUGUCUUGGAUGAUACAUUUGCUUCACAAAUGCAACAGUUGCUUGGCAAUGCACUAGAGGAGAAGGACCUGGAACCACCUCGGUCUAUCCUAGAAGUGCGAUCGAUGCUAUGUAAGGAUGCUGUGAACCACAAGGAUAACGACUACUACUACUGAAGUAACUGUACAUACAGAUGUAUGGAUACGGUGAUGAGCUUUUGCCACUCCGUGGAGGGUGAAAAGUAGCCAGAGAGUCGAAGUGAAUGGAUAAUAUUUUUGCAUGAUCAAAGCCUGAUAAAGGAGGGAUUUGCUCUAUUUUAGAGAGAGAGCAAUUCUGGAGCUGCAGAAAGACCAAUUCUCAUGGUCUCCAUGGUAUCUGUCUUGUCUUGAAUUUCAGCACACAAUGCAAUUCUCUACUAGUAAACUGUGUCUUCUCAACUCUUAUGGCGAAUCAUGAUAGCAAAAUAUUUCUUUCGUAUAAAAUACGUCGGUUUUUUUGCUUGUCUGCUUCA